GUUUUCUCACUCUCGCGCAUCCUCAACCCACAAACACGUUUCGUUUUCUUUAUUCUCACAAAUGGCAAGUCCGGGGGGAAUGUUUCUGUGUUUCUUGAUCGUGGUCUUGGAUAUCGCGGCUGGAAUUCUUGGCAUCGAGGCCGAGAUUGCACAGGAUAAGGUUAAGCACGUGAGGUUGUGGAUAUUUGAGUGUAGGAACCCAAGUCACCAAGCUUUCAUGUUGGGUUUAGGCGCUGCACUACUUUUCGGGUUAGCUCAUGUGAUAGUCAAUUUGAUUAAUGGCUGUAGCUGUGUCUGUUCUCAAGAAGAGCUUCAGAAGGCUCCCCCAAAUAGGCAACUCUCUGUAGCCUCCCUCAUCUUAACCUGGGUGGUGUUGGCCGUUGGAUUAUCGAUGCUGGUGAUAGGGACGAUGUCAAACAACAAGCGAGACGGCUCGUGUGGGCUGUCGCAUCAUCAUUUUCUGUCCAUUGGUGGCAUUUUGUGUUUUGUUCAUGCCUUCCUCUCUGUUGUUUAUUACAUUUCUGCCACUGCCUCGCUGUAGGCUGUAGGCUCCUCCUUCAUCAUAAUUUGUCAUUCUCCAUUGUCAUUCUCCAUCAUGUAAUCCCCAACCAAAAAAGGAAGUUCCUUUUUAUUCUGAAGAUGACCAAGCUGUAGCUGUUUUCACAGUGCCAUAUUAUUGAGUUUUUAUUUUUCCUUCCAUGUUAAGUUUUGAAGCCCUAUAGUGGCCACAACCACAGGCACCUUUUAUUAGAUACUUUUCCCCCUUUAUGUUCAUUAGUAUUUGAUUUCUUAAACAUUAAGUUGGCUUGUCAA
Messenger RNA from Neltuma alba, 813 nucleotides. RefSeq lists its product as uncharacterized. The transcript is spliced from 3 exons. NCBI's taxonomy places the organism in Eukaryota, Viridiplantae, Streptophyta, Magnoliopsida, Fabales, Fabaceae. The coding region runs from base 62 to 541 and encodes 159 amino acids. The record is from RefSeq and is a predicted model, not a curated record.